Messenger RNA from Acanthoscelides obtectus, 315 nucleotides. Lineage: Eukaryota; Metazoa; Arthropoda; Insecta; Coleoptera; Chrysomelidae. The record is from the annotation of a GenBank genome assembly.
AUGUCUGUCUAUAAAGCGUCCCAAACUUUUAACGUACCGAAAACAACUCUUAGAGAUAAACGUGAUGGAAAGUACAAAAAUGAAAAGUGUGGAGUUCAGCCGGUUCUUUCUAGAGACGAAGAAAGAACAAUUGUUGAAUGGAUUGUCCAUCUAGCAGCUCUAGGUUUUCCAGUCACGAAGUCACAGUUACUAGAAAAUGUUUCAAACCUGGUGAAAAAUUCACAAUGUCUAAAUCCAUUUAAGGAUGAAAUAUGCCUGCAGAAAUGCGGGUUAAAUAUACAAAAGAUCAGCUAUCUUGAGCUCUUGAAGCCAUAA